UGAUACUAUAACAACAUUGUUGGUUUGCGUUGAGUAGAUCUCAGAUGCAAAGAUGUAUGUAUAUAUAUACGAUGAAGUAGUUGAUUUCAGCUGAAGAAUAGAUUUGAUUAGUGUAGAAUGGCUUCUAGUGGAAUUUUACCAACAAAUUAUUAUCAACGAUAUGUAAAUGGUGUACCAAUGUUAGGACGUAAGACAUUAAGGUUUCGUAAAAAAUGUAUAAUUUUAUUAUUGGUUAUGGGUACUUUUGGUUUAAUUUUUUUAGGAUUUCUUUUUUUCUACCCCAAUUCGAAUACUAAUAGUAAAUCAAUCCAAACUGCCUAUAAACGUUUCGUCUUCACUGAAAGUUUCAGGGAAGCAAGGUCGGAUGAUGGUGUGGUUAUUAAUCCAAACCUUGUGAGACAUGGAAUUGUACAUAAUGUAGAAUUAGAUCCGCACAAAAUAGUAGACAAAGUUAAAUUGAAUCUGAAAAUACAAGAAGAUAUUCAAGAGGAAAGAAUUAAAAAUUACAUGGCUCUUGAAAAUGAAAAAGCACGAAAUAAGCCCGAUCAUGAUCUAGAAGUCAAAGCAAGUUACAAAAAGAAGACAGAAGAGCAUAAAAAUAUAAAAUCUGUAGACCAUCAUAAACAUGAAAAAAUAUCUUUACCACUUGAAAAAAAGUUAGAAGGAGAUAAUAGAAAAAAUGACUAUAAUGAGGAAAGAAGAAAUAAAGUUAGAGAAAUGAUGAAACAUGCCUGGGAUAAUUAUGUUCGUUAUGCAUGGGGCCAAAAUGAAUUAAGACCUAUUAGUAAAAGAGGUCACUCUGCUGGAAUAUUUGGAAAGACUGCUAUGGGAGCAACGAUAGUAGAUGGACUGGAUACAUUGUUCUUGAUGGGUUUAAAGGAGGAAUAUCAGAAGGGAAGAGACUGGGUGGCUAAGCAUCUGAAUUUUGAUCAAGGAUUUAGUGAGCAGUUUGUUGAGAUAUCUGUUUUUGAAACAAAUAUCAGAUUUGUUGGAGGUCUUUUAUCAUGCUUUGCAUUAACUGGAGAUGUGAUGUUUAAAGAUAAAGCAAACAAAAUUGCUCAAAAGCUUCUCCCUGUAUUUAACACUCCCACUGGAAUUCCUAAUGCCAUUAUCAAUUUGAAAACGGGUAUUAGCAAGAACUAUGCCUGGGCUUCCAGUUCCAGUUCUAUACUAGCAGAGAUUGGAAGUCUUCAUCUGGAAUUUGUAUAUUUAAGUGAAAUCACUGGCAACCCUGUGUACAAAGAAAAAGUUACAAAGAUUAGAGAAGUUCUGGCUAAGGUGGAAAAGCCUCAAGGUCUUUAUCCAAACUAUUUAAAUCCUAAAACUGGCAAAUGGGGUCAGCGCCAUGUUUCUAUUGGUGCUCUUGGUGACAGUUUCUAUGAAUACUUGUUGAAGGCUUGGAUACAAUCUGGUGGGAAAGAUCAGCAAGCAAGGCAGAUGUAUGAUGAAGCCAUUCAGGUAGUUGAAAAGAAGCUGCUACAAACAUCUAAAGGUGGCCUGAAGUAUUUUGCUGAUAUGAGAUAUGAAAGAUUAGAGCACAAGAUGGAUCAUCUUGCCUGUUUUUCUGGUGGAAUGUUAGCCUUAGGAUCGCAGUCACUCCCUGAUGACCAUAAAAAGCACUAUAUAGAAUUGGCUAAAGAUAUUGGGAACACUUGCCAUGAAUCUUACCAGAGGUCUGCUACCAAACUGGGCCCAGAGACCUUCCGAUUUAUAGAAGGUGUCGAGGCUAAAUCUGUGAAACAAAAUGAGAAGUAUUACAUUCAAAGACCAGAGACUGUUGAAACUUACUUUUACCUUUGGAGGUUUACACAUGAUCCUAAGUACCGUGAUUGGGGUUGGGAAGUUGUUGAGGCUAUUGAAAAGCACUGCCGGGUGGAAGGUGGUUACACAGGCCUGAAGAAUGUUUAUCUUCUGGAUGGACCAAAGGAUGAUGUUCAGCAGAGUUACUUCCUUGCUGAGACUCUAAAAUAUCUUUAUUUGCUGUUCUCAGAUGACAUUCUUCUACCACUGGAUGAGUGGGUGUUUAAUACAGAAGCACACCCUUUUCCAGUUAAGCACACAUAAAUGUCUUUUUUUCUUGUAAUAGCAUCAUUCUCCAUGGUUCUUCAACAUUGCAUCUAUUCUUAACUAGAACCUCUGACAUAACAUUCUGAUUAUUAAUAAAGAACUAUUAUUCUUACAGUAGUACUGACCACUGUGUGGACAAUUGUAUGUUCUAUUCCUCUUUGUUAGAGAUCUAAUUUGUACAUUAUAUUUUAAGGCAGAUGCAUCAGAAAUUGGUGUGUUGAUUGUGAGUUUUUUGGAUAAUGUUUCGCAUAUCAGCACUUUACUGUGUUAUUUUUCUCUUUGUUGGUAUCAGAUUUUUUGUCUUUAUGGAAGUGUUGUUAUAAAAUUGUUAAAAUUCUGUAUAUGUUUGGAGUCAGAACUGAUCAAGGACAGUCUAAAUUUAAGCCAAAUGAAUACCCAUUGUACAGAAAUAUGAAUUAUUAAGAUCAUGGUGCAAUUUUUGUAUAUUUUGUAUACCCCUAUUUUAACCCCCAAAAUUUCAUGAAAGAGUUUAUAUUGUGCCUCAUUUUGUUUUAAAAGAGAUCAUUUUAAGAAGGGAGGUACAUGACAGUGAAACUAUAUAUGCUUAAACACCAUUCCAUAUUUGAUAUAAAUCUUGUAAAAGGAAAAAAUUUUUUUCAUUGUCUUGAGAAAAGAAAUGAGUAAUAGUUUUUACCACAGUAUUAUGUGUCUUGUUGUCAUUGGCAUGAAAUUACUUAGGUUUUGGAUAUAUGGAUUGUUACUAUUAUAUUCACUCAAAGUAUUUAUUAAAAACAUUUUUAUUAGUUAAAUGUAGUUGUUCAAAGCUAACAAAAGAUUCAAAGCUGUAUGUUUUUGAUGAAAAUAAUUUGCCAAUACAAUAGUAACUAUUCAUUUAAGUGCUGCUUAAAAGCUCUGGGAGUUUGCCAAAUUACUGAUAUAAAAUGUGUAUUUUAAUUUUUGUUGACACUUGUUUAAAGUACACAAAACAUAUUACUCUACAGCUUCUGUAUGAUUCUUUUAUAAGAUCUUGUUUAAAUACUGUCCAGAAAUUCAUCAUCUCUGUAAAAAAUUAUCAAUCCAGUUUUACAUUUGACUAUGGAUAAAAUAGGAAGUACUCAAAUACCAAUUUUAAACUUUAAUGCUCUAAAUGAUCAUUGAGUUUGUUUUAGACCUGGUAUGGCUAGUUGGAAUACCUUAUGUAGUUAGUCUGAUUCUUAGGUUAAAGUCUUUGCUAUUUUUGAUGUGAUUAAUUAUGUAUUUGCUUAACUAGUCAGUGCAUACCUUUUUUUUUUUAUCUUGUGUGUGUUCAUAUUACUGAACGAUUGCAGUGGUAAGCUGUUUUAAAUCAUUUUGAAGAUCCUUGCUACAAGAAUGAGGAGCUAUGGUAAUUAUGGACAAUCACUUAAAUACCAUAUUUCUGAUAAGAUAUAUUUGUUUCUUUAGCUAUUUUAGGAUGUUAAAACUAAUCAUCAGCUUAUGUAAGUGUGAUUUGUUUGUGCUAAUCAUCUUGUAGUUUUCUUUGUUAAUAUUUAAACAUAUUUUUAUAUUCAAAGUACUUAAACAUUUAAGCUGUAACAAAACAUUUGCAGACAUACAAUAAUUUAAAUAUAAAAAGUUGCAUGGAGCUAAAAAGGCAGUAACUUGAUUUUAGCUUUUAGGGCUUUACUUCAAGUUUGCAUAAGAGAGAUCAUCCUGUGUUUUUAUUUGGAAAACAAUCAAAAGCUGUGUAAAGCAAUUUUCAAAAUGUUUGGAAAUUGUUUAAAAUCAUCUAACAAUUUCUUCAGUUUUCCCAUUUAAAUAUUAAUUCGUAUGACUACAUGAAUAACUACUCGUUGAAACAACAACUGUAUAUUCACUGCGUGUGUGUGUGUUUGUGUGUUACAAUAUUUUCUUUGUUAUUUAUAUUUGUUCCUUCUGGUAAAGAUAUAAAUAGCAAAUAUGAAGCAUGAACUAAAGAAAAUCAAUUAAAGUUUGAAUGAGCUUUUUUAAAGUGAUAUUUUCCAGUUGUGUCUACAUAGUAGCAGAUUUCCUUCUAUUGGGAGACUCCAGUUAUACAACUUAUAUUCUCCUUUUGUUACCAAUUUACUACUAUACUGUUACAGCUGUGUCUUUUCUUUUGGUUAUGAUUAUUUAUAUCUUAGCUUCUUUUGCUUGUAAUGGGCUACAGGUAUACUACUAAAUACAUAAGUUACUCCUUUUUUGUUGAAAGACUACAACUAGUCUACUCUUUUUCUUGUUGGUUACAACUAAAUUGCUUACAGUUCUUCUUGUGACAUUAUAGUUUUACCAUUUACACUUUCCCUUCUGUCAGGAUAUAACUAAAUAACCUACCAGGCUACAGCUAUAUCAGUGUGACACCUUUUUUUAUAACUUAUUCUGUCUCUUAUGUGUAUGUAUGCACUAUUCUAAGGUCUGCUUACAUAAGCAUUUCUAAUUAUAUUAAUGAUGCUAAAUUAUUCACUAACUUAAGUUUUACAAUACAGAGUACAUCUAUCAGACUCAAUAUUUUGUUAGAUUAAAGGCAUUCUCUGUUUUACUUAAAUUGAGCAUUUUUUUUUAGCAUUCAUUAUAAUUGGCAACUUUUGAUAUCUAGAUCAAGGGUCUCUGAGCUACAUCGUGUGCACAAUAUGUGUCAUUAGCAUGCAUGUUUCCAUAUCUGCAUAAUAGGAGUAACACUUAUACUGAUGAUAUUGAAAAAGUAGUUAUGUUUUUGUAUUGUUUGAUCUUCCAAGUGAACAGAGUUAGCUUAUAUGGA
Limulus polyphemus (Atlantic horseshoe crab) is the source of this 4783-nucleotide messenger RNA. Its product is annotated as mannosyl-oligosaccharide 1,2-alpha-mannosidase IA-like. The record is from RefSeq and is a predicted model, not a curated record. Gene Ontology annotation, biological process: carbohydrate metabolic process; N-glycan processing. Gene Ontology annotation, cellular component: Golgi membrane; endoplasmic reticulum. Lineage: Eukaryota; Metazoa; Arthropoda; Merostomata; Xiphosura; Limulidae. Gene Ontology annotation, molecular function: mannosyl-oligosaccharide 1,2-alpha-mannosidase activity; calcium ion binding.